Molecule: messenger RNA, 243 nt
Organism: Aspergillus pseudotamarii
Lineage: Eukaryota; Fungi; Ascomycota; Eurotiomycetes; Eurotiales; Aspergillaceae
Exons: 3
Coding region: 1-243 (80 amino acids)
Source: RefSeq, a predicted model, not a curated record
AUGCUCUAUCUUUUCGCCAACGUCAACUUCAAGCCCGGUCAAUAUAACAACUGGCAAGCAGCAUACGACAAGCGCGAAAGUCUAUACACCACGCAAUUCGACUUCCCCGUCAUGAUACAGUUCCUCACUGACGCCUGCCGGCCAUGUCCACCGACUUCGACCUGCAGCACUACAAAGCCAUCGGAGGCAGCCUGGACAUCCCCAGCGACAGCUGACAGCGCGGCAUCAUGCACGACACACUGA